Messenger RNA from Prorocentrum cordatum, 1034 nucleotides. Lineage: Eukaryota; Dinophyceae; Prorocentrales; Prorocentraceae. The record is from the annotation of a GenBank genome assembly.
GGAGGUGUUUAUUACUAGGGAGCAGUGCUAAACCCUUCCCCAGAGGGGAGCAAAGGGUGUUGGAAGAUCCCUCGCCAUUUUGGUUCAAGCGCUUCUGGCCCGAGCGCCCAGACCGACGCGAGCUGACCAGAGGCCUGGAACCAGCGAAGCGCCAUGGAGAAGGCAGCCGGUAUGCCUUCGAAAGCCCUCGGCCUCAAGGGGGAUAAAACCAGCAGGGAGACCGUGCCGGUCGGCAAAGGCGGGGCCAAUCGCUACAAGAAGGUGCUUCGUGACAACAUCCAGGGCAUCACGAAGCCUGCGAUCCGCAGGCUUGCGCGCCGCGGCGGUGUGAAGCGCAUCAGCGGCCUCAUCUACGAGGAGACGCGCGGUGUCCUGAAGCAGUUCCUGGAGAACGUGCUGCGCGAUUCGAUCACCUAUACGGAGCACGCUCGCAGGAAGACGGUGAGCCCACUGGACGUCGUGUACGCGCUGAAGCGCCAGGGCCGCACCAUAUACGGCUUCGGCGUCUGAGCCGAGGGGGGCAGGUCCGACGCCCUCAGCUGACGGGAGACUUCGCAGUGCCUGCGGCGUCGUCUUCACCCGAGGAGCGUACUGCGCGCGGCUCGGACAGAGGCAGGCCGCUGGCAGUGAGGUGCUUUUGGGGUUGGCGCUUGUUCUCUGCCUCGGGGCCCCAUAAACCACGCUUCGAUCACAGCCUGCGCGUCCUGAGACUGGUCAGGGCAGUGCUGCUUCGUGCGCAUUUGGGGCUGCGCAGUGGAGCGAUGGGCACCACCGCCGCAGCCGCCUUCUCGCGGCUCGGCCGUGGUUCACCCCGCGGCGCACGCGCCCGUGUACGAGUGAAUUGCCCGUCAUUGGACCCAGCGUGCCAGAAAUUAAGGGGGUCUGAACAGGAAACGCUCUAAACGACUCACGCCCUAAACUGCUGGUGAGACUACGGAGAGUCAAGCGCAACGCAGGGGAUUCCUGAUCAUCGAAUAUGGCUUUGCUUGAACUUUCCUUCCUCUCUCCUCCUCCUCCUCCUCCUUCCACAUCGC